Messenger RNA from Manihot esculenta (cassava), 2911 nucleotides. RefSeq lists its product as uncharacterized. The record is from RefSeq and is a predicted model, not a curated record. The transcript is spliced from 7 exons. The coding region runs from base 219 to 2375 and encodes 718 amino acids. NCBI's taxonomy places the organism in Eukaryota, Viridiplantae, Streptophyta, Magnoliopsida, Malpighiales, Euphorbiaceae.
CUCUAAAUUGCCCAAAUUUUUCUCUCUCUCUCUCAGACCAAACACCUAAAAUCUCUCUCUCCAUCUCCUUCGCUCUCUAUAUAUAACGUAUAUGUACGGAGCUUACAAAUAGUUUUGUUAAUUUUUUUUUUGGGGGGAGUGGAAUUGGGAGUUUCUGGUGAAGCAUUGUUGAAUUCGGUGGCGAUUGUACUGCGUCAGUGGAUGAUGAAUGCGUAGGAAUGGCGCAGUACAGGCAAUCUGGACACCAUUAUUCAAACGGCACGUCGGAUCAUGUCGCCAUUGGGAUUCGUGCUCCGCCUUCUCAGCAGCAGCAGCAGCAGCAACAGUACAAGCCGAAGCCGGUGAAGGUUCGCCGAUCGGCUCGAUCUGAUAAGAGCAGAGCUGCUGCUUUCUCGAUCGGAGCUGUCAUUGUGGUUUUGUUUGUUGUGCUUUCUGUCACUGUCUUAGCUUAUUAUUACCUCUCCGUGGAUGAUAAAGAAAUAAAUUCUCAUCAUGUGGAAGAUGAUGAGACGAAGAAUGAUCUUGAUUUUCUUACAAAUGUUACACGGACAGACAAUUUUAGAGUCCUUGGGUUUGGCGAAGGUUCAGUGGGACAUGGACGGGAUUCUAGGUAUUGGGAUAGGGAUGAUAGGAGAAGGGAUGGAGAUUAUAAUGAGGAUGAUGUGGACCAUGACAGAGGGGAAGUUAGGAAUGAAUCUGCUGAAAAGGACCAUGAUCCAAUGGAAGUGAAGGGUGGAAAGCUAAAGCCUACUCAAGAUGAUGCUUUUAAGGGUUUAAAACAAGGAGGAUUUGGGUUGUACAAUGAAGAUGGACGCAAUGAAUUAAAAAGAUAUGAAGCAGAGUAUGAGGCCUCUCUAAAGAGUAAUGGCCAAUCAAGAAAGGAAAAUGACAUUAACAGUCGGGUACUUGAUGAUGAGGAUCGUGCACAGCAGAAGGAGCUAGUUGAUACUGAUAAUGAGUAUGAUGAUAUUAUUGAUUUCCACGAUCCUCGAAUGGAGGAAUAUGGCAAUUCUGAAAAUGAAAGUGGUGACCACACUACCCUAGGAAUAUCCCAGGAGAAAGAUGUUAAAGAGUUCUCUAAUUUCCAUGAUGCUGAAACUAUGGAUCAAAGUAUUUCCAAGCACAAUUCUGAAGUCUCUGAGAAUAUGUUAGAGAAGUCUUUGAGUUCCAGAGCUUUGGAUAACGUCGACACUAAUCCUCAACAUGUUCGAUUCAGUGGCAGUCAAUCUAUAACAAAAUCAAGGUCAGAUUCAAAAAAGAAAGCAAAGCGCCGGAAAUUUUCUGGGUCUUGUGAGAUGAAGUUUCUAAAUUCUUCACAGCUUGUGGAGCCUUUUGAAAGUCGUAAAUUUUCAAGAUUUUCCUUGCAGUAUGUGGAAAUGGAGGAGAGGUCCAAUGGGGAGGAACAGUGGGAGCCCAGAUUUGCUGGUCAUCAGAGCUUGCAAGAACGAGAAGAAUCAUAUUUGGUUCAUGAUCAAAAAAUAAAUUGUGGUUUUGUUAAAGGUCCUGAAGGAUCCCCAAGUACAGGAUUCGAUUUGGCGGAAGAUGAUGCAAAUUAUAUCAGUAGAUGCCACAUUGCAGUAAUCUCUUGUAUCUUUGGAAAUUCAGAUCGCUUGAGGUCACCUGCCAGUAAAAUGGUCACUCGUUUGUCCAAGAAAAAUGUCUGUUUUGUGAUGUUUGUGGACGAAGCUACUUUGCAAACACUUACUUCAGAAGGCCAAAUGCCUGAUAGAGCAGGUUUUAUUGGUUUAUGGAAGAUUGUGGUGGUGAAGAAUCUACCAUAUACUGAUAUGCGGAGAGUGGGCAAAAUACCAAAACUGUUGCCACACCGGCUUUUCCCUUCUGCUAGGUAUUCAAUCUGGUUGGAUAGCAAAUUGCGUCUUCAACUGGAUCCUUUGCUUCUUCUGGAAUAUUUUCUGUGGCGUAAAGGUCAUGAAUAUGCCAUUUCUAAUCAUUAUGAUCGCCACUGUGUAUGGGAAGAGGUUGCACAAAACAAGAGAUUAAACAAGUAUAAUCAUACUGUUAUAGAUCAGCAAUUUGCUUUCUACCAGGCUGAUGGACUGAAAAGAUUCAAUGCCUCUGAUCCAAACAAGCUUCUGCCCAGCAAUGUACCUGAAGGAUCUUUAAUUGUAAGAGCUCACACUCCCAUGUCAAACCUGUUCUCGUGUCUUUGGUUCAAUGAAGUUGAUCGCUUUACUCCCCGUGAUCAACUGAGUUUUGCAUAUACAUACCAGAAAUUGAGAAGGAUGAAUCCUGGCAAACCAUUUUAUCUAAACAUGUUCAAGGAUUGUGAGAGAAGAGCCAUAGCAAAGUUGUUUCGUCACAGAUCAGCUGAGAAGCGAAAUAUUCUUCAUCAACAUGAACAAGCAACGGAAUAAAAUGCACGAGACAUUCAUGUUUCUUGAAGCCUGUUUCUGUACAUUAUUCUUUGCCAUACAAAGAUUUAGUGCCUGAUGAAGGUAUCCUCUACUCUAAUUGCCCCAGAAUGUUACAGAAAUGCUAGUUGCUAACGAUGUUCAAAUCUUGCAAUUCAAAUGUGAAAGAACACGUAUUGAUGCAAGGAUCUAGUUAUCUGCUGGGGCGGGGUAAUGUUUGCUGCAAUUCUUUGACUUUAAUCGAAUACAUCACCUCUGUGGAAAAGUAACUAGUGAUAUACUCAAAGCUUCUUCAUUGUACCUCGUUCCGUUCCCUAUUCUUUGUUUCAUUUUGAGCCCAGCCAUGAAUUCAAUGCCUUUUGUACCAUUACUUCCACUAGAAGGACAAAUAUUAUGUGCCUCCCACUCUUCUUUUUGGAUUCUAUUAAUUUUUCCUUAUGGGUUGGAUAUCCAAAUUGGUCGCUUUGUAACAAAUUUUGCUAUAUAAAACACACAUGAUAUUAUUCUUAGAAAAUUUGAAUCUUACCAUCUUCUCAAUU